Dendrobium catenatum is the source of this 523-nucleotide messenger RNA. RefSeq lists its product as uncharacterized. The record is from RefSeq and is a predicted model, not a curated record. Bases 49 to 333 code for a protein of 94 amino acids. The transcript has 3 exons. NCBI's taxonomy places the organism in Eukaryota, Viridiplantae, Streptophyta, Magnoliopsida, Asparagales, Orchidaceae.
UUUUUAAUUUUACUCUCCCGACCAUAAUUCGACAACGGCCGAUCAGAGAUGGGAUUCGAGUAUCCCUACGAAUUGCGAUGGUGGUGGGAAAACGCCAGCAUCUUCUUCAUCCGACCUCUUCUCGCGAUCCUCUUCAUCCUCUCCUUGAUCCUCCUUAGCUGGUUUGUGGCGUGGAAGACGGUGCUGGUUCACGUGCCGUUGGUGCAGGAAAUCUUCGGCCUCCGCAAGAAACCCGUCAAGCCCAAACCUCCAAACCGCCAUCGUUUCUCCCGCUUCUACAACUCCAAUUCCUCUAUCAGAAACAACUCAUUGGGUUCGAAGCAGAAAUCUUGAAGGCUUGAAGCCGUAUAUGCAGACUUUGAAAGAGGAUUUCUUUAUAUUGUUUAAACUAUAUGAUUCUAGUUCCAGUUUGUAAGCCACUUCCGGGAGUCGCCUUUCACAACCUUGCCAGCUACAAGCGUGUGCAUAUUGUAUAAAGAUUAAAGAAUACAUAUUUCAGCGGUUUCACAUUACUUUUUUUUUU